Colletotrichum higginsianum IMI 349063 is the source of this 2157-nucleotide messenger RNA. Its product is annotated as Glycosyltransferase family 28 domain-containing protein. The transcript is spliced from 3 exons. Gene Ontology annotation, biological process: carbohydrate metabolic process. The record is from RefSeq and is a predicted model, not a curated record. The coding region runs from base 1 to 2157 and encodes 718 amino acids. Lineage: Eukaryota; Fungi; Ascomycota; Sordariomycetes; Glomerellales; Glomerellaceae. Gene Ontology annotation, molecular function: UDP-glycosyltransferase activity; hexosyltransferase activity.
AUGAGCUUCGCCGCCAACAAGUUCGACGCCGGCGCGCCCGGCGCUUCAUCCGCCGACCCGGCACCCCCAAUGCGUCUCAACAUCGUCGUCCUCUUCAUGGGUUCGCGCGGCGACCUUCAGCCGUCGCUAGCGGUCGCCACUCUUCUCCAGCGGCGGCACGGCCACCGCGUGCGCGUUGCGAGCCACCCGCCGUACCGGGCCGCCAUCGAAGCCGCCGGCGUAGAAUUCCGCUCCAUCGGCCGGACGGACAUUAAAACCAUGAUGGAGAGGCGGCUGCUGCCGCGCGAGGAACUGAAUAAGCUCGUGCCAGUCAUCAAGGAGGAGUUUCGCGAGAUGGGAGAGAGGUGGUGGGCGGCCUGCGUCGACGGGCCCGACGAAGAGGUGGAUGGCGAUUUUGACAGCGAUGAAGUAACGUUCGUGGCGGACCUGGUUGUUUCGACGAUGCUUCCAUACAACCAGACAUCUGCGGCGGCGUUGCUAGGGGUGCCGCUGCAUCUGUUCGGAAUGAACCCGCGGAUCUACUCGAAGGAGGUGCCGCAUUCGCAAGCCGGGUGGGCAUUGAAGAAUCCGAGCCGGGCGAAGAAUGCCUUGUCGUGGUGGUUUCAAGACCUGAUAUUCCUGCAGACGAUGAAAUCCGUCAUCAACGACGUCCGAGUCAACCGCAUGGGCCUCGAGCCCAUGUCCCCGGCCUGGUGGCUGAGCCAGUACAACCGGAUGGGCGUCCCCUGCACAUACCUGUGGUCGCCGCGGCUGCUUCCUCGGCCGACGGACUGGCCGGACAAUGUUGACGUCGCGGGGUUCGUCUUCGCCGGCGUGCCGGAGGGGUACGUGCCGCCGGCGGAGCUGGUCGCGUUCCUCGAGGCCGAGGCGACGCCACCGGUGUAUGUCGGAUUCGGGAGUAUGUCCUUCGCGAACGCGCAGGGCGUAUUUGAGGGCAUUGUCGAGGCGUUGGAGAGGGUGGGUGUAAGGGCCGUGGUGGCGCGGGGGUGGGCGAACCUGGAAGGGCUGAACGGGCCCGCAGAGCACGUCUUUGUCGUCGAUGAUGCGCCGCACGCGUGGCUUUUCCCGCGGGUCAGGGCCGUGGUGUGUCACGGCGGCAGUGGUACGACGGCGAUGGCGCUGCGAAGCGGGCGGCCUACGCUCGUGGUGCCGGUCGCUGGGGACCAGCCGCUCUGGGCGUCGCGGGUGGUGUCUGUUGGGUGCGGGCCGGACGCCGGUUUCGGCAUGGCCGAGAUCACUGGGGAGAGAUUCGAGAAGGCGCUUAGGGAGUUGCUGGAGCCCCAGUACGCGGCUGCGGCGGAGAGGCUCGCGGAGGGUCUGAAGGGGGAGAGACCCGGGGAAGAGGUUUGCGUUGAGAGGAUUCUAGAGACGUUGAGUGUGUAUGAGCGGGAGGGGAGGUGUCUCGUCUACGGUGGACGGCCUGCGGUUUGGAAGACGGACGGUGGGGAGAGGUUGUCUGCUGUCGCGGCGCAUGUUCUCGUGGAUAAUGGGCGGGUGAGAAGGGGGGAACUGAGGGCGUUGAAUCUGGUCAAGUGGCCCGACUUGGUGAGCCCUGGCGACCCGGUCUCGGGCUUGUUUCUGGGGCUGGGGCAGGUUUUCGGGAGUGUAGCAGAGAAUGGCAAGAGAGGGCACAUUGGGAAGAUGGGGCUUCACAUUCUGAGAGCACCCCUGACGGUCCUCGCCUCCGUACCCUUCGGCCUGUUCAACCUGCUCGACUUCGUUCUCUACAAGCUCGCGUCUCCGUUCAAGCCGAAGCUUUACGCGAGCAACCCGCGGCUGUACACAUACGCGCAGAUGCUCUCCUUCCUCGUCUCGGCGCCGCUCGUCGAGCUCAUUUCCACCGUCACCCAGCCGCCGGUCUUGGCGCGCAGACACCGGGGGGCGGCGCGGGUGGUCCUCGAAGUCCCGUUGGGGAUCGCGAGGACUCUGCUGGUCUCAUUGAAUGUCGUUGUCGGGUUCGUGGGCAUCACGCUGCGCCAUCUGGAGAUUGCGUGUGCGAGGGCGAUGGGAGAGAGGCCGAGGGGGGAUGUUGUGGCCGAGGCGAGGGUGAGGCUGGGACGGGCAGAGGCGGAGGCUUUGCCUGUCGAGGGGGCCGAGACGGGGAGGGACUUGGUUGGGGAUAUCGUCAGGCGUUGGGAUGAGAGGAAGAGGGCUUGA